Williopsis jadinii is the source of this 1296-nucleotide messenger RNA. RefSeq names its product Tbf1p (gene TBF1). Gene Ontology annotation, biological process: telomere maintenance via telomere lengthening. The annotation marks the transcript as partial. The record is from RefSeq and is a predicted model, not a curated record. Lineage: Eukaryota; Fungi; Ascomycota; Saccharomycetes; Phaffomycetales; Wickerhamomycetaceae. The transcript has a single exon. Gene Ontology annotation, molecular function: double-stranded telomeric DNA binding; protein homodimerization activity.
UCCCUGCCCAUUAGGGUACAAUUCGUCAUCAACACAGUUCCGGUGUUGGAUAACGUUGCAACACAAAUACUUCGAAUCAUAGGUGUUGCACCUUAUGAGGAAACACUGGCAAUAGUUACCACUGAUGAGCCUACUCCGGAAAGCCUGGUCUUUGGCGAUUUGGUCAAACUGUUUGGACAGGUUAAGGAAUUCUUCAGCGUCGAAGAUCCAUUUUUGGACAUGGAACACAUUGUAGACGAUCGCUCGACAUUGUCUGAAGAUGGACUGAAAAGUUUGAAAGAAAUUGAACAGACCAUUGAUACUGCACUAAAGAAAUCCAACCUUGCAACGUUCCUACUAGCGGCUUUAGGUGCUGUGGACGUUGGGUUAUCAUAUCUGAACGAAAGUUUCUUAGACGUUUUCUGUCCAACCCCUUGUGGGAACUGGUUUAACGGUAAAAUGGGUUCUGGAAGUUUCACGGCAGGAAAACUGCUCAAGGCACAGGCUGGAUUAUUCCUCGAGUUGAAAACACAAACUUACAUUUCAGGUGUGGAAUUCAGUGAAAGGCCAAAAGAAGAACUCUUGGAUGAGAUCUUUCCUUUUAAUUUACAAGAUUUGCUUCUAAGACGUCGUCAAGCUGCACAACUCACACCUGUGGAAUCUGAUUUUAUCUUCAAAUGUACCACACGCCGUGACACUUUGCUGAACUCCCCUGACACGGAAGAUUUAAGUGAGAACUACGAUUGGCUUAUCUUCUUAAAGGAGCUCUUUGGAUAUGUAUCGAAGAACAUUGGAUUCCUUUUGUGGGGGCGUAAGCCUCGGACGUCAUUGCUUCCAUCGUUAACGGAUCUGACCUCUCCUACAACAAUAAUUCCAUCAGACCUGACCCACUUGACCAAAGAGGAAAUUCACAAACGUUUGGAGGAACAGAAGGAAAGGGAAAAGGAACUGCAACAAGAGGCCGAAAAAGAACCUCUUACCGCAAAGCGGAAACGUGUUGUACGAAGACCAAAACCUGUUCUUGUAAAAUCAUCUCAGUCAAAGUCCACAACUGUUACACCACGCAUCAAAAACAUGCUGCGUAGAGCAUGGUCUCCUGAAGAAGAAGAAGCCCUUGUAGAGGCACUCAAAGAGGUUGGUCCUCGUUGGUCAAAAAUUCUUGACUACUACGGUCCCGGUGGUACCAAAAGUGAGGUUUUAAGAAACCGUACACAGGUUCAACUCAAGGACAAGUCCCGUAAUUGGAAGAUGGCAUACUUGAAGAACUCACAACCUAUGCCAGAUUAUUUGAAAAAGGUUACUGGUGAAUUGGAACGU